UCCGAGCCGGCCGGGCGUGCGGGCAGGGGGGGGAGGGAAGAGGCCGUAGACGUUUGCUGUACGGGGUCGGGGGGGGACAGCUCUGUUCUCAUCCCUUUUCCCCCUCCGGUGACCGGUGGCGCGGACAGUCAGGGCGGCGGCUGCGGCAGCAAGGGCGGCGGCGGCGGCGGCGGCGGCGGCUGCGGUGACAUGUCCAGCAUGAAUCCCGAAUAUGAUUAUUUAUUCAAGUUACUUCUGAUUGGCGAUUCUGGCGUUGGAAAAUCUUGCCUCCUUCUUAGGUUUGCAGAUGACACAUACACAGAAAGCUACAUCAGCACAAUUGGUGUGGAUUUCAAAAUAAGAACUAUUGAGUUAGAUGGGAAAACAAUCAAGCUUCAAAUAUGGGACACAGCAGGUCAAGAAAGAUUUCGAACAAUCACCUCCAGUUAUUACAGAGGAGCUCACGGCAUCAUAGUUGUGUAUGAUGUGACAGAUCAGGAGUCCUUCAAUAAUGUUAAGCAGUGGCUGCAGGAAAUAGAUCGUUACGCCAGUGAAAACGUUAACAAGUUGUUGGUAGGGAACAAGUGUGACCUGACCACGAAGAAAGUAGUAGACUACACAACGGCAAAGGAAUUUGCUGAUUCUCUUGGAAUUCCAUUUUUGGAAACCAGUGCUAAGAACGCAACGAAUGUAGAACAGUCUUUCAUGACCAUGGCAGCUGAGAUAAAAAAGCGAAUGGGCCCCGGAGCCACAGCUGGCGGUGCAGAGAAGUCCAAUGUUAAGAUCCAGAGCACUCCAGUCAAGCAGUCAGGUGGAGGCUGCUGCUAAAAUUUGCCUCCACCCUUUUCUCACAGCAAUGAAUUUGCAAUCCGAACCCAAGUGAAAAACAAAAAUUGCCUGAAUUGUACUGUAUGUAGCUGCACUACAGCAGAUUCUUACCGUCUCCACAAAGGUCAGAGAUUGUACAUGGUCAAUACUGACUUUUUUUUAUUCCCUUGACUCAAGACAGCUAACUUCACUUUCAGAACUGUUUUAACCCUUUGUGUGCUGGUUUAUAAGACAAUGCGUGUACCCUUGUUGCUUUCCUCAUACCAGACUGUUUCCCGUGGUGGGUUAGGAUGUAUUUUGUUCUGACGUUUCUGUGGGCAUGUUUAGAUGUUGGGUUUAGUCUUCUGAAGAUGAAGUUCAGCCAUUUUGUAUCCAACAGCACAACCAGUGUCUGUCAGUUCCAUGCAUAAGUUUAGUGAGAUGUUAUAUGUAAGAUCUGAUUUGCUAGUUCUUCCUUGUAGAGUUAUAAAUAGAAAGAUUACACUAUCUGAUUAAUAGUUUCUUCAUACUCUGCAUAUAAUUUGUGGCUGCAGAAUAUUGUAAUUUGUUGCACACUAUGUAACAAAACAACCGAAGACAUGUUUAAUAAAUAUUGUACUUAUUGGAAGUAA
Messenger RNA from Jaculus jaculus (lesser Egyptian jerboa), 1418 nucleotides. RefSeq names its product RAB1A, member RAS oncogene family (gene Rab1a). Bases 190 to 807 code for a protein of 205 amino acids. The transcript has 6 exons. Gene Ontology annotation, molecular function: GTP binding; GTPase activity. The record is from RefSeq and is a predicted model, not a curated record. NCBI's taxonomy places the organism in Eukaryota, Metazoa, Chordata, Mammalia, Rodentia, Dipodidae.